Paralichthys olivaceus (Japanese flounder) is the source of this 1441-nucleotide messenger RNA. Lineage: Eukaryota; Metazoa; Chordata; Actinopteri; Pleuronectiformes; Paralichthyidae. The record is from RefSeq and is a predicted model, not a curated record.
CGGCUCGUCGGGGCCGCUGCGCUCCUCCUCCCGGUCUGGCGCUGACCGCAGGUACCUGAUAAGAGGAGCGAGCAGCCUGCGGAGGAACAAGGCCCGGCGCCACAGCCAGGACACAGCAGGACACAGGGUGUCCCGAACAAACCAGGACGUGAUGACACCAACUCUCCUCCUGAGACGACGCAGGCCGGACUCAGGCCUCAUGUCUGAAGCGGAGGUUACGGCCACGUUGCUCCUCGAACUGAUGCUGGCAAGGCCUUCUGUAUGUUUUACGCAGUCUUGGGCAUUCCCCUGACGCUGGUCAUGUUCCAGAGCCUGGGCGAGAGGAUCAACACGUUCGUCCGCUACCUCCUGCGAAGAGCCAAGCAGGGUCUGGGCCUGCGGAAGGUGGAGGUGUCCAUGGGGAACAUGGUGCUGGUGGGACUGCUGUCUUGCAUGAGUACUCUGUGCAUCGGAGCCGUGGCCUUCUCUCAUUUUGAGGACUGGACCUUCUUCAAUGCCUGUUACUACUGCUUCAUCACGCUCACCACCAUCGGCUUUGGGGAUUUUGUGGCCCUGCAGAAGAGAGACGCUCUGCAGAAGCGACCCCCCUAUGUGGCUUUUUGCUUUAUGUACAUUUUGGUCGGGCUGACUGUGAUUGGAGCCUUUCUCAACCUGGUUGUCCUGAGGUUCCUCACUGUGAGCUCAGAUGAGCCUGAUGUAGGACCUGACACAGGGGGAGAGGAGCCGGGACCACAGCCUAAAGACCAACAGGAGGACAGGGAGGUGUCGGACUCUGAAGGAGAAACUGCUGAAGGGAGAUAUAAGGACAGGAAAAAUGAGCACAGCAGCCGCUGCAACCUGAGCCUGCCCAUGGAGGGGGGCACCAGCUGUACGAACCUCCUCCCUUCUCCUGCAGAGGAUCAUGGACUUGUUACAUCUGAACAGAUAGAGGACUCAGAGGUGCCUGAACCCAGCAGACUCAGAGCCUUGUUCUCCUGCGUCUGCUGUGACAUUCACGACAGUCCUCCUCCAUCUCACUGCGACCAGGAGCUGGGCCACAGCAACCCUGUCUUCUACAACUCCAUCUCCUACAGGGUGGACCAGGCCUCGUGCAGCUCCUGCACUGUGUCUGCACAGGCCUCCCCGAGUUGCGUAGCGCUCUGCCCGGGCAAGAACAAUCUGCACACCAGGAGGAAGUCAUUCUGACUCUGUCAACUCUUAGAUGAAUGGCCUGUUUGAAUGUUUUCUCCUCAUGGCAAAAAGAUUGAACACGCUGGUUUUCUGCUUGGUGGAACAAUUUGCCCUGUCACAUUUAUCAGGAAUGUAGCAUUAUUUACUAUCAGAUAAUAUGUAGCAUAUCAGAAAAAACAUAUACAGUUUAUAACGUAUAUUUUCUUACAUUGAAGAUAAGAUAACAUGUGCAGAAUCAUUUAAAGUAUGUGAUAUAUAAAUGAAUGUGAUA